GAUUUGCCAAGAAGACUUUCAUCUCCUACUCUGUCAGCUUUGGGAACAGCUUCCGGCAAGGCCGGGUUGUCGGCAUAGACCCUGAGAGGCAACAAGUCUUGCUGAGUGAUGGUGAGGAGCUUCAUUACUCCCACCUCAUUCUCGCAACAGGCAGUGAUGGACCAUUCCCUGGGAAGUUCAACAAAGACAUAGAGAUGGAAAGUGCUAUCCAGAUCUAUGAAGACAUGAUUAAGGAGAUUGAGAAAUCUGAGCGCAUCGUGGUAGUGGGAGGUGGUGCCGCUGGAGUUGAGAUGGCUGCAGAGAUCAAAACAGAGUACCCUGCCAAAGAGGUCAUUCUCAUUCACUCAGCAAUUGCGCUAGCCGACGCGGAGCUACUAGAUAGUGUCCGUCAGGUGGUGAAGGAGAUUCUCCUCAGGAAAGGAGUGCGCCUCUUAUUAAGUGAAAGGGUCAGUGACGUGGAAAACCUCACGCCAAACCGUUUCCAGAAGGACAUGGUAGUAAGGACAGAAAAGGGCACCGAGGUGGUUGCUGACAUGGUGAUCCUGUGCACUGGGAUAAAGAUUAACUCUUCAGCGUAUGCUGCUGCAUUUGGGGACAAAAUGGCAAGUAACGGUGCUUUGAAAGUUAACAAGCACCUCCAGGUGGAAGGCUAUGAGAACAUCUAUGCCAUCGGGGACUGUGCAGAUCUGAAGGAACCGAAGAUGGCCUACCAUGCUGGGCUCCACGCCAACAUCGCCGUGACAAAUAUCAUCAACAGCCUGACACAUAAGCCUCUUAAAACCUACCAACCAGGGUCCCUAACCUUCCUGCUUUCAAUGGGCAGGAAUGAUGGUGUUGGCCAGGUGAAUGGUUACUACGUGGGACGUCUCUUGGUGACCAUUGCCAAGAGCCGGGACCUGUUUGUCUCCAAGAGCUGGAAGACGAUGGGACAGAGAAUGCCCUGUUAAGAGGGGAUCAGUAACAAACCAGCAAGGAAUACAGCAACUGGCAGAGGGUGAGGGUGUGCUUUUGUUGCUGGUACAGACUGGUACUGUCUCCUGAGCACCUCCUAAAGCCACCCAUCAGUGUGUGGCAUUACAUGGGUGCCCUGCCUUGCUAUAAAGGGGAAAGAGGCACUUUCCAAAUGAUGUGCACAGAAGCUCUUACGAGAAAAACCAGGGAAGGAAUGUUUCUUUUACUUUCCUGUUGAGAUAGCCCUGAGCAAGCAACUUGAUUUACCUUGAUUUGUAAAAAUAAACACUGUGGUUUUCA
Molecule: messenger RNA, 1251 nt
Organism: Merops nubicus (carmine bee-eater)
Lineage: Eukaryota; Metazoa; Chordata; Aves; Coraciiformes; Meropidae
Gene: AIFM2
Product: apoptosis-inducing factor, mitochondrion-associated, 2
Exons: 7
Biological process (GO): apoptotic mitochondrial changes; positive regulation of apoptotic process
Cellular component (GO): cytoplasm; mitochondrion
Molecular function (GO): flavin adenine dinucleotide binding; electron-transferring-flavoprotein dehydrogenase activity
Source: RefSeq, a predicted model, not a curated record